Pseudovirgaria hyperparasitica is the source of this 1401-nucleotide messenger RNA. RefSeq lists its product as uncharacterized. The transcript has a single exon. Lineage: Eukaryota; Fungi; Ascomycota; Dothideomycetes; Acrospermales; Acrospermaceae. The record is from RefSeq and is a predicted model, not a curated record. Bases 422 to 1294 code for a protein of 290 amino acids.
CUUUAUCAUAAGAAGUGAAUAUCUAUGUAUCAGUGCCAUUGUUUGGUCUUCCAUGACGUCUUUUUCUCUUUCACUAGAAAGCGCACUUUGAACAAGGUGUGACUCCUGAACGAAAGAAGAUUUUUCGACGUCGUCCUAUGCUGGAACACAAAUCCAACACAGCACUUUUCUGAUCAACACUGGCGCCUCAAGCUCUAUGAGACAUAUCAUAGAAUGCAUUCACAUUACGAACGUUCACCGUACGCACCGUCAUCUAUACUACGAGUUAUCCAUACUCUGAGUGAUCUAUUCUUCAUUCCAGCACAGUGGUGGCCAUCAAAAGCAAACAGCCGUACAUAAUAUCUUCCGCUCGUUUCCUCCAUUCUUUUCUCUAUACUCUUCCCCCAAAUCUAAACAGGCAGCUCAGCUCAGAUCUGUAAUCAUGUCUAGCCAUACUCGCAGUCCACCGUAUUCUGCAUGCCCAGAACAUGAAUACAGUGUGAGUAGAACCAUCGAUACAUACUCCUCGCCAGGUCAUCAUCAACAAGUUACUCCACGCAGAGAACUCAACGAUCAACAACUGAAGGAUGACAAGAAGGACGAAGAAGACAUGGACGUAGUAUCAGAGCUACAAAGAACAAGAAUCAGCGAAAAUCCACCCAGGCGCGUCUACAGCGAAGAUGAACUCAUCUCAGCCCAGGCACUCCUCGAGCUGGGUCACGGAAAUAAGGAUAUAAGAAACCGGAUAGAAACGGAGAGACGUCCGGAGCAGGGGAUGUCAGCACAAGCCCCUGCUGCGAGACCACCAUUCCAAGCCCAGCCACAGGGCGAGAGACUCCCCAGAGAACAACAUGGACGUGGUGGAACCGUAGCAGACCGUCGUCCUCCAUAUCAACUUCGACGACCAAUCGUCCCACAUCACCAGAUUCCGCCCCUUCCCAACACAGAGAACCGUCCCAUUCCCUACGGCCUCGCAGGUCCAAGACCAGCUUGGCAGCCCGUAUUUCCUCCCCGACAACCCCCUCCUCCCCCUCAUCGUUAUCAACAUGCUCCCUGGCAGCCUGCUUUCCCACAGCAGCAGCAACGUGUCGAGGCAUCAGGCCUACCGGCACGCUCUUACACGGACUACCUCGGAGCCCAGCGACUGUUCAUAGAGCAACAAGAAGCGAAUCGUGCUUCUCAAGCACAGCGAGAGCAAGGUAGACAGGGGAGAGAACAGUCACGGGGACACCAUGCAGCAGGUACGGAGCUGGGUCAGAUGAACCAGCGAGGGUGUCCGUGUACGGUGUGUGUAAAUGCACGGGCGAGGAGAUAAGCACUGGAGGAGGAUCUUGGUGUUGGAUAAAGGGUGAUUGUGAGCAAAAGGACAUGAUGCUAUCACGAUAUAACUAUCAAAUGAAGCGGAAGCAAUUUCCUUGCAUG